Messenger RNA from Marasmius oreades (fairy-ring Marasmius), 351 nucleotides. RefSeq lists its product as uncharacterized. The record is from RefSeq and is a predicted model, not a curated record. Bases 1 to 351 code for a protein of 116 amino acids. The transcript is spliced from 2 exons. Lineage: Eukaryota; Fungi; Basidiomycota; Agaricomycetes; Agaricales; Marasmiaceae.
AUGCCUACACGUCGUGCUGUGGGAUCUUCGGAUUCCUGGAUCGCUUCCCUUGAUUGUACCUUUGAACGCACACAACUCGACAUGUCCUGUGGUCAUGACCCGUCUUUGAUUUCCCUUUUAUUGUCAGCCUUGGAUGAGGAGGAACGCACUUAUCACGAUGACAAGGUUUCAGACGAGAAUCGGGAUACAGUCCUGCUCCACUUGCGGUCCUUGCAUGGUCAUCCAAAACGAUUCAUGCGCGGAGCAAGCGACCAGAUGUCAUGUUGCGCAGAACAACCCUUUUGGAGUUGGCCUCAAGAGGCUGUUGAGAUAGUCGGUUCCGAUCAAGUGACAGAGUAUCGUAUGACUUAG